AUGGAUGCCAUAGAACUGAAUGUUUUUCCGUGUUCUCUGUGCCACAAAGAACUGAAUAUUCCGCGAUUGUUUCCUUGUCAACACACAUUUUGUGAUAAGUGUAUAAGAAGUCUGAUCGAGAGGACCAACUACACCGAACAUCUGAGAUUGGAUUGCCCAGUGUGUUUUGAUGAAUUUUCCGCACCCUCCAAAAAUCUCUCUCUUCAGGAUUUGGUUCAGUUGUUCCCGAUAAAUAACUUACUUGAAAAUUUAAUUUGUUCUACAAAUGGGAAUAAAACGCGGAAGAGUUGCGACCCGUGUCGACUGGUCAACGAGGAAAAUCAGGCAGAGCACCAUUGUAGGGCAUGUCGACAGAGCUUGUGCGAGAGGUGUUACAAGUACAUGCAUCAACGUCUCCCCGGGCAAGCCUCCCACAAAGUCACGCCCUUGAAAGAGUUUUUCGAGUCUGGGUGCAUUGAGGUUAACGAGCCUUGCCCUGUCCAUCCGAAGAAGUGGUUGGAAGUGUACUGCUGUGACCAUGAAAUGCCUUGCUGCACCCUCUGUACGUCCUCCAACCACAAGAACUGUUUCCGAGUACAGACUCUUGAUCAGGCAUUUGAAGCCAAAGCUCAGGAUGCAAAUAUGACUGUCUUGAAAACUUUACUGGAUAAUAUCAGGAAGAAGACAAAUGCUGCCAUUGGAAUUGUGUAUGAAAAAGAGAACAUGGGGACAUUUAGAGAUCUAGAGGAGAAGGUCUCGGCCUUCGUUUUGAAGUUCAGGGAAACAAUUGACACACUGCACAGGAAUUUUGAGAAAGAACAAAAAUACUUGGAAGUUUCAGACAGAACGACUCUUUACCGUAACAAGAGACAACUAGCAGGAUUCCUAUACUUACUUAACGACACACUGCAGAUCAUUGAAAGGGCAGAACAAGUCGGAAGCAAGAGACAGGUUUUCCUAGCUACCAUGAAACUGAAACAGCUCCUUAUAUUGUCCUUCCAGAAAAUCCAGAAAUUUUCAGAGCAGAAGGUCGAUCAUAUAUUGGCUGUCAACCCUAAGGUCCAGGAAUUUGAAAAUAUAGAAUCGGUGGCAGAAGUACAAGUAAAGGCUGUGGAUUCUGUUCUAACGUCUGACAUCAGUCAGCAGUUACAACUCUUCACGAGGUACAUAGACGUUGGUCUGGAGGACAUAACAAACCGUUCCUCGGUCACUGUUUCCAAAAAACUGGCAACGUUCACAAGAAAACCAGAAGAAGAUAGCGAAUUCGUAUUCUUCGCUGGAGUAGUUCUGUCAUCUGGUAGAAUUUUUGCAAUAGACGAUGAACGGUGCAGACUAGUCGAGGUAAACCGCAACUCCGAAUUCACCAAUCUGUACGAAUUUGACGGGGGUCUCAGAGCCAUCUGUGUGGACCCCAUGGAAGAAAAAUUAGCUAUUAGUUCAGGAACGGAGCUGCAAGAAUUCUCCAUUUAUCCUACGUUUAAAUUGAACAGAGUAAUAGAAACCGGCUUUUACUUCGAAUGUGUGCAUUUUCUAAAUGAAAAUUUCAUAUGCAGCGAUGGAAGGAGGAUUUUUGUUAUAAACAGCGCCGGGAAGGUCGAGAGGCAGCUUGACGGACCACACAAUGACCCUGGUUCUUUCGCACUAUCUCACGAUAGAAAGAGGGUAUAUUAUGUCAAAACAAACACCAUUGUCUGUCACGAGAUAGACGGAAAUAUCGUGUUUCAACGUGAAAUAGACUUUUCGGAGACUGUACAAGGAAUGGCUUUAGACGACCAUGGAAACUUGUACGUGUGCGAUGGCAGGAAAGACGGAUCGAUUAUACAGAUUUCAAGUGACGGGGAGUACAUACGCACAUUGAUGCAAUUCGAAAGCACAGAGAAAGAAUCCGAUCAAAAGGAGUCUGAAUCCGACCAAAAUGAGUCCGACUCCGACGAUGGAUCUCGGGAAAUAGUUAGAACAAUUUCGUUUGACAAGACUGGGAAGAAGUUCCUAAUUUGUUCGAAAUCUGACACCGUGGAACUCUUCGAAAUAAACUAG
This is a messenger RNA of Ostrea edulis (European flat oyster), 2016 nucleotides long. RefSeq names its product E3 ubiquitin-protein ligase TRIM36-like. NCBI's taxonomy places the organism in Eukaryota, Metazoa, Mollusca, Bivalvia, Ostreida, Ostreidae. The transcript has a single exon. The coding region runs from base 1 to 2016 and encodes 671 amino acids. Gene Ontology annotation, molecular function: zinc ion binding. The record is from RefSeq and is a predicted model, not a curated record.